Messenger RNA from Salvia hispanica, 917 nucleotides. RefSeq lists its product as uncharacterized. The record is from RefSeq and is a predicted model, not a curated record. Lineage: Eukaryota; Viridiplantae; Streptophyta; Magnoliopsida; Lamiales; Lamiaceae.
UAAACCCACUCCCUUUCCCUUCCUAUAUAAAAACCCCCUCCUUUUUCCCGUGAAUACGACGCGGAUUCAUGGUGGACCACGGCGUUUUCCCGGUCUCCUUCUUCGACGGCGAGCGGGAGAUGGACAUCGGUGACGUCAGACUCACCCCUGCCAUGGACUACAAGUCCUUCCAGCUGAUUCUCAGCGAAAUGAUCGGGAUCUCGCCCAAUCAGAUCUCGAUAUACCUCGUCAGUCGGAGGAGGACCAGGAAAUCGCCGUUUUCCGACGAUCGCCGCCGAAUUCCGGUCACCGGUAAGGCGAACUUCGCCGCGAUUUGCCGCCUGAAGGAGUGCUGCUUCCUCGUCAUUCUGAAGCGGUCGCGCAAGUCGAGGAGCCGCAGGGAGAGGAUGAUCGGCGGCGGAGGAGCCGAUUUCGCGGCUCGGAUCGCUCAGCCGGAGCCGCAUCUGGUCCUGCUUAGGAGGAGUCAACCGGCGCCGCUGUGCGGAGGAGGAGGCGCGGAAUUGCAGUUUCCGAGAGGCGAUUUGUUUGAUCCGACGUGGCUGGCGGUGGACGGAAGCGGAGAUCGCGGCAAGGCCUUCUGCGAGGAGUGCUGGAACGCGGAGAAGAACGGAGAUUAGAUUAACUAUUUCUGGAAAUCGGGCUCUAAUGAGCCAUGAUCUGAUGGGUGCGGCCCAUGGCAACACCGUGGGCGCGAGCUCCGUACGUAGGCAGCUUCAUCUGCGUGAUGACAUUGCGAUUGACCAUUAUGCCACUGGGCCUAUUAACGGUUAUUUUGUUCUUUUGCUAUUUCAGAAGGGUAAUAUUGUAAAUUAACGGUUGGAUUAAUAUUGAAGAUCUUAGAUAUGAAUUUCAAUGAUAUUAUCUUAUAAUUUUUUAUGUAUCAUGAUAAUGUUAUGGUGGAUUUAGAUUUCGUUUUA